AUGACGAAUCCGUCCCAGCUCUUCCUUCUGGCCGACCAUAUUAAGCUCUCUCUUAUGGAGCGGGAGCGUGCCAUCUCCCUUGAUCUCGAGCCCAACGCACAGGAUGGAGAAAUCUCCCGAUCCCUCGAGUCCCUGCAGACAGGCAUCCAAGCCGUCGAAGCCGAGCAGGCCAGGCUCGCCGAAUCCAACGACAGCGCAGGCGCUGCCGCCUUGAAGGACCAGCUUGGCCCUCUUCAUGCACAGUACCGGGAAUUGUCUGCCCAAUUCAAUGGCUCAGAAGGCGACUUGUCCACCACGCACUCGACUACACAGGCAUCGGCUGGCGGGCGGCCGUCCUCCACCUCGCCCGAUCUCAAACAGCCGGUUCCACAGCAUCCGUCUUCAAAAUCGGUACGAUUUAUGGAUAAUUCCGCGGCUGCGGCGGCCGUGCAAGAUGAGAUCGACGACGAAGAUGAUCGCAAUCGUCAACACCUGUUCCGGCCAUACCGCGACGAGCCCUCCCCGCCUACCAUCGAUCAGUCCAACAUGAGCAAUGAGCAAAUUCAUUUACACCAUGACCGUGUGAUGCGCGAACAGGAUGACCAGUUGGACCGACUCGGCGAGUCUAUCGGGCGCCAGCAUCAGUUGAGCAUCCAGAUUGGCGAUGAGUUGGACGGCCAUGUCGCACUGCUGGACGGCUUGGACGGUGAUGUUGAGCGUCACCAGACGCGAUUGGAUGGCGCUCGGCGGCGGCUGGACCGGAUCCGUCGCAAGGCUGGGGAUAAUUGGAGCAUGAUGACCAUUAUCGGAUUGAUCAUUAUUUUGGUGAUAUUGAUUGUGAUUUUGAAAUGA
This is a messenger RNA of Penicillium diatomitis, 831 nucleotides long. Its product is annotated as syntaxin family protein. The record is from RefSeq and is a predicted model, not a curated record. The coding region runs from base 1 to 831 and encodes 276 amino acids. Lineage: Eukaryota; Fungi; Ascomycota; Eurotiomycetes; Eurotiales; Aspergillaceae. The transcript has a single exon.